AUGAGAUCCCUUAAGUACUGCCGUCUGGCAAUUGAACCCCAUGAGGGCAUUGGUGCUAUCAAACUCGGCAAUUCUCUUAAUCAGGUCAUCAAGUACAUCAAAAUGCAGUCCUGGGGCACGAACGUGGUAUUUGUGUAUGAUGAACGCGAAAUCAACAGAGUACCGAUAACCCUGUCGCUACCGUCGGUUGGAUUGCGCUUCACGUUCGACCCUUAUUUCCAGAAACUCUUUCUGAUCGAGGCAACCAACUGGUCUGGCUGUGAAUUUUUGUAUCAGAAAGUCAGCAUCAAUGGUGACGAGGCUCCCACUUUCCAGACCAUCUACAACAAGCACUUUGGGCCUGCAUACCCGGGACAUGUGGAGCCGGACUCAGACAUUUAUGCACUUUCGUAUCCGGGGAUUGUGUUCAAGUUUAAGUUGACGGCUGCUGCUUUGAAGAAGAGAACCGGUACUGAUGAGAAGUUCGUGCAGACCCUUAACGGGAUUGGGUCCUCCAUCGAUUGCACAGGGUUUUCGAUUUUCAAGGGUGCUUCUUGGAGGGAGGCCUCUGCGCUUAUUGCUUCCUGUUUGAGGAUGACGGGGCUGCAGUUUUUGUCGAGUCAGGCCAAUGAGCAUGAAAGCUCUUCUGCUGAGAGUAUGAUCACCUGGAACACCCACGCGAAAGUGCUCAAGUUGAUCUGCUGCGAGAUUAAUCUUCCAAUUGGGAUUGUCAGUUUCUCUUUUUCGUCGCAUCCAGAUGACGUUGAGAGCUUUCUUCUCCAACUUGGAAAAACCACAAUGCAGGAAAUGGUGGGAAUAUUUGGAUUGCCUGGUGAAGUACAAGAUCGAACUUUCGAUUCAAAGCUUAACAUCCACAGUCUCAAAGCGACUGCAGGCUCUGGAAGUGAUUCUAGGGGUGUCAAGAAGGUGCACAAGUACUUAAGGUACGGAUUUGAUGUUAUUUACGAUACUAGCAUCACUUUCUACGGGAGCCCUCCAGUGAAGAAAUUGGUGAUCCACAACAACAUGGUGAACUCGUUGGAGUUCAUGGCCUAUGAGAGACUCAACUGGGUAAUGCUGGGCUAUGACCCCGAGAAUGUUGAUAAUUGCAAGAAAGACAUAGAAGCCACACCGUCGAUUCUGUCGCUAAAGCCCUAUUCUCACCCGAGUCGGGCGGAGCACCUCUGGAGCAAACGCUGGGAUGAGGCAACCCGGCUCCUGAUACAUUCUUCGAUGAUAUACGGUGAUUUUCCAUCAUAUUUCAAGCCUGAGGACUCGUCUGUUAACCAGCCGCUUUUUCUGGACCGCCGCCAGUACGCCAUCAACCAGGCUCUCAACGAAAUCCAAGGUACUGGCAUCUCCAAGACAUUCAGCAGCGGUAACUUUGAGGUGAUUGACUACGAUGACAAUGAGGACUCCGUGAGCUCUGGUCAAAAUUCUAAAGAGGAUGUGACGCAUGUGCAGGCGGCUGGUGAUGGUGCCAGUGAUGAUGAUGCUGGCUCCAUCACCGUCACCGAUGUACCGGCUGUGAAGAAGUAUACCUCCAAGGACCGGAGCAAAGACUGGGGGUCUACAAGACUAUAUGGAUUUGGAAGAGUUGUUUUUGAGGUGCUGGUUGACACGGAUAGUGUUAGUUCUGUGACGUUGUUUUGA
Molecule: messenger RNA, 1632 nt
Organism: Kuraishia capsulata CBS 1993
Lineage: Eukaryota; Fungi; Ascomycota; Pichiomycetes; Pichiales; Pichiaceae
Exons: 3
Coding region: 1-1632 (543 amino acids)
Biological process (GO): Golgi to plasma membrane protein transport
Cellular component (GO): trans-Golgi network
Source: RefSeq, a predicted model, not a curated record